UAAACCAGAAGCCUGAAUAUGAAAACUCACUGUCAGUUAAUGUUAGGAAUAGACAGAUUGGCUACAGUGCCACUGGAUGGACAACUAUAAAGCAACUGAAGAAAGUGGGGAAUAAAAAGGAGUUACAGUGCAGUCAGAGGAGAGUGGAGAAGAGCGGAUAAGCGUGCGCUUGAUGUGCUGCAGUGUGACGUGGAUGGAUGUGGGAUUUCUCCCCUGUUCUUUGUGUUGAUGUGAUUGGUGCCCAGAGUUCACCGCUUCACAAGCUGCUGCUGCCCUGGAGCCAGAGUGCAGGAAUUCACUCUCACCGAAACUAGCGCACACACACGCACCAAGACACUUACUUAUACACGUUUCACACACCAGACGCCACAUGGACAGAUACACACUCUGGCAGCACUUCAGAGCUAUAACUGCACUUGUGGUUAAAACAGAGUGUUGCACUCACCUUUUUGACAGCUGCCACAUCCAUUCCGACCUUUUUUAACAACAUUUUCUUCAAGUUUUAAGAAAAGGAACUUUUUUUCACCUCAUUGUCCUCAGGGCAGGAAGACAUUUGUCUUUAGUUUUUGAAGUAACAGCAUUGGGAGAUUUUGGGACUAGUUGCUCUUUGUAGCAUCAUCAUCCUCACUGUGGUAAAGCUGUCUGGGGGGGCUCGCCGUCAGCAUGCAGGUGUCUUUUGUGUGCACGGACCACCGAGCUGUCAGUCGCAGCACAGAGGACCGACUGAACCGUCAGAACACUAACAGCCCAAGUUUGGGGACCAAAAGCAAGUUUCGCGCCGUGGCAAUGGUUGCCCGUAGCUUGGGCCAACUGUCUGUGCAGAACAUGCCCUCGUCUGGUGACCACUGCUUGAGAACUGGCAUGAAAUAUAGGAACCUUGGGAAAUCUGGCUUACGAGUAUCAUGUCUAGGGCUGGGCACAUGGGUGACAUUUGGUGGUCAAAUAACUGAUGAGGUAGCUGAGCAGCUGAUGACGCUGGCGUACGAGAACGGUAUCAAUCUGUUUGACACAGCCGAGGUGUAUGCGGCAGGGAAGGCUGAAAUGGUUCUCGGCAGUAUCAUCAAGAAGAAAGGAUGGAGACGUUCCAGUUUGGUCAUCACCACCAAGAUAUACUGGGGUGGAAAAGCAGAAACAGAGAGAGGCUUGUCUAGAAAACACAUAAUAGAGGGUCUAAGGGCGUCACUGGAGAGACUUCAGUUAGAGUAUGUGGAUGUAGUGUUUGCUAACAGACCCGACCCCAACACACCAAUGGAAGGAGAUCCAUUUAACACUUCAAAAUCAAGAACAUUCAUCAUAGAAGAGACGGUCCGAGCGAUGACCCAUGUGAUUAACCAGGGAAUGGCCAUGUAUUGGGGCACGUCCCGCUGGAGCUCCAUGGAGAUCAUGGAGGCGUACUCAGUGGCACGGCAGUUUAACCUGAUCCCACCUGUCUGUGAGCAGGCUGAAUAUCACAUGUUUCAGAGAGAGAAGGUGGAAGUACAGCUGCCUGAACUCUUCCAUAAGAUAGGUGUGGGCGCCAUGACGUGGUCUCCGCUGGCCUGUGGGAUCAUCUCAGGAAAGUAUGACAGCGGUGUGCCUCCUUAUUCCAGAGCCUCCCUCAAGGGCUACCAGUGGUUGAAGGACAAGAUCCUGAGUGAGGAAGGCCGCCGUCAGCAGGCGAAGCUGAAAGAGUUGCAGGCCAUUGCGGAGCGGCUGGGCUGCACGCUGCCCCAGCUGGCCAUCGCGUGGUGUCUGAGGAAUGAGGGGGUGAGCUGUGUGCUGCUGGGGGCCUCCAGCACUGAACAGCUGAUGGAGAACAUAGGAGCCAUUCAGGUUCUUCCAAAAUUAUCAUCAUCAAUUAUACAUGAAGUGGACAGUAUCGUAGGCAACAAGCCCUACAGUAAAAAGGACUACCGGUCUUAAAAGGAAAGCCAGUGACACUGAGACGACCUGCUUCUUUCUCUGAGCUUUGACUGAAAAAACAUUGGCUCAUGGGACCAGCACUGUCACAGGUCCUGCAGGAGAAGCCAACUCACACACUACAUGAAGUCUGCCGACAUUAGCCUGAGAGGAGGCCAAGAACCGCAUGGGCAGAAGAGAAGCAUGCUCACAUACAAAUCAGCUAGGCUGGCUCAAUAAGCAGAACGACCACCAACCACCAAGAAACCACCGGCUCGCUUCCUCCUCCCUUUGUCCCCUUGUAGUAAACACUAAGAAGUGCAGUAUUAGAGAUCCAGAAUUUGUACUUACUCUAGAAAUGCAUGAGAUCUGGCCAUGGCACUUGCUUUACAUGUUGGAAAACAAAUACAUUUGCGUAAGCUCACAGAAAGUAAUGAAGCUGAUGAAGCACUUUGGUGAAUGCAGAAAGUUACAUGACUGAACAAACUAAAUAGGGCAUUUGAUGUUACUCAUCUCUGGUUUUAUAUCAAAAUUGUUAGACAAUCUAGUGCUUGUUUACAAGACUUCAUUUAUACUACAAGCUAUAUCAAUUCUGGCUGUGUUUUAGUUCUAAACAUAGAAAGGGGAAGCCAUUUGAGUUACAUAUAAUACUGUAUAAAGCUAUGGGUUGUGAGACUGUCAGAAAUAUUAAAUAGAGAUCAAAAACAGGCCUCAGCAAAUGUGCAAUAUCAGAAAGUUUGUGUUAACUCAUUGUUCUUUUUACUUUUAAAACCUUUUCUAAGAAGCAAAUGACCUAAUACAGUGUAGACAGACAGUAGUUGAGUGGUGGUCUGUGUGCUCAUUUGUCAUCGCUUCGUCGGGCUGAAACCAAAGAAAUUUCUGUGCUCGAUCUGCCGUGCUGUUACCUUCAAACUAUGGGUACAAGGUUUGACCACGUGACCCAUUGUUUAAAAUGUUAUUUGGAACUCGUCAUGUUUUAUGCCUGAAUGUUGUGUACUUUAACUCGUUUUCAAUGUAUGUGGAAAUCUCUGUUAUUAUUUAUUUUAACAGUUUUCAGAAUAAUUUUGAGACAAGCCUGUCUUUUUUGAAGGCAUUAAGGUGUUAUACUAUUUGUUGUUAUUUGUCAGUUUACCUUGUCAUGUUUAAUGUUUGUCGUCCUAGUUGUAUGUGUUGUUUGCGUCUUAACUACGAAUUUUUUAUUUUUAUUUCGUCCAAUGGCGCCCUCUACUGGCUCGCUCCAAAUUAGCCUACUACAUUAAAUUUGACAUUACUCGUUCGAAAAAGGCUUUAAAUUAACUGUUGCUUUUGAUUAAUGAUAAUUUACAAUAAUAUUUGCAAGGCAGUGGAUAUUUUAUUCUUAGUGCAAGUUAUUUUCCAUGUGUUUUCCAUGAAACAUUAUUCCAGAUGUGUCUAUAAAAGUGGUAAAUCAUAUCUUGGACAUUUUCAAACUAAUAAGCCAGUGAUUAGGACAGUGUUAAUUUGCUGUCUGAGAAUUACUAGAUUAUAUUCCUUAUUUAGUACUAAUGCGAAAUAUUCAGUGCUGGCAACCAUUUGUUUAGCAUGUUUCAUCUGUACCAGUAUGUGUAUGCAUUAUGGCUUUUUAAAACCAUCAGUGGUGAAUGGAGAGCAUAAUCUGGUGGGAGUGACAGAGGCUUUAUGGAGUAAUUUAUAUGUGAUCAUAGUUAUUAACUUUAAAAUAAAUGCCCAAAUAAAUUCACAACAUAUCAAGGCAGUUCAAAAUAUUCAGACACUCAUUUCAAUAUGAAUGGACUUUUUACUGAAUUUAUGUAUUAACAUCUUUAAAGAGUUGCAAUACAGUUGGCUGCGUGUACAUAGUAAUGAAUUUUAAUAAUGGCCUAUUAUUUUAGUGUAGAACAAUGCUUAUGCUUGGCUGGGUAUGAAAGUGUUGACCUGUAGUUGGAAUGUAAUGCAUCUUAUAAGGGUUUUGAUUGUUGUCUGAGCUACAUCCUGUUUUAGGAGAGGAAAUGCGUCAAACAUACUGUUUAACAAGAAAAAAAUCAGAGAUUAUUAAUAAUAUUCGUACGGCUUUUUGAAGUAGCACUUUAACCAAAGACCACAGGAUCUGAUAGAAGUGGAAGGCGUUACUUCAGUUGCCUUUAGCUGAGGGUCAUCGUAAAUGUCCUUAUAUUUGUCAUUUGUAUGUUGAGUCAGGCUGCAUCUAUCGUUUAAGAUGUUAGUGGUUUGCUUUCGCUCAGGAAGUCAUAUGUUGUCAGUAAUUAGAUGGUAAAAUUGAAGCAGUUUUACCAGUUUAGUCAUGUGGAGGAUAAACAUCAUUGAAUGAGAAAUUGUUGGUGUACAGUCCCCCUCCUCCCCUGCAAGGACAGAGGCUGUUGAAGAAGGAGCCUAAGUUGAAUACUUUGCUGUAAAAUUAUUUAAAAAAUAGUCCAAUAUUGUCAACAGGAGUAACUGUAUGUACAGGAAUGUUUUGAAGCUGAUUUGAUAAGAAUACUGUUUUUUGGUAUAACCUAUAAUUCUGACAUUUGUUAACUGUAAUAUGACCAUUACUGUUACAGAUAUGCAUUACGUUAUGUUGAUUUCUGUAGAUACAUAAUGGAAUGGUUUGAUAACAUGUAUAUAAUCUAAAUAUAUAC
Messenger RNA from Sinocyclocheilus anshuiensis, 4490 nucleotides. RefSeq names its product voltage-gated potassium channel subunit beta-2-like. Gene Ontology annotation, biological process: regulation of potassium ion transmembrane transport; transmembrane transport; potassium ion transport. Gene Ontology annotation, cellular component: cytoplasm; membrane; voltage-gated potassium channel complex. The coding region runs from base 664 to 1902 and encodes 412 amino acids. Gene Ontology annotation, molecular function: potassium channel regulator activity; transmembrane transporter binding; voltage-gated potassium channel activity. Lineage: Eukaryota; Metazoa; Chordata; Actinopteri; Cypriniformes; Cyprinidae. The record is from RefSeq and is a predicted model, not a curated record. The transcript has 15 exons.